Trifolium pratense (red clover) is the source of this 631-nucleotide messenger RNA. RefSeq names its product ISWI chromatin-remodeling complex ATPase CHR17-like. Lineage: Eukaryota; Viridiplantae; Streptophyta; Magnoliopsida; Fabales; Fabaceae. Gene Ontology annotation, biological process: chromatin remodeling. Bases 1 to 273 code for a protein of 90 amino acids. Gene Ontology annotation, molecular function: DNA binding. The transcript has 3 exons. Gene Ontology annotation, cellular component: nucleus. The record is from RefSeq and is a predicted model, not a curated record.
AUGUCACCCUUGUUUCGUUUUGAUUGGUUUGUAAAGUCACGCACAACUCAGGAACUAACAAGGAGAUGUGACACCCUCAUUCGGCUGGUAGAGAAGGAAAAUCAAGAAUAUGAUGAAAGGGAGAGACAAGCUCGUAAAGAAAAGAAACUUGCCACUAAGAGUUCGACUCCAUCAAAGCGCCCCUUGCCAAGACAGGCAGAGAGUCCAUCUCUGAAGAAGCGGAAGCAAUUAACGAUGGAUCACUAUGUAAGCUCGGGGAAGAGAAAAAAAUAAAUGGACGAAUGCCCUACAUUUCGGUAAAUGAGAGGGGUUGUUUGUAGGUUGACUUCUGAUUUUAAAGCCUUGGUGACUUUGAUAUGGCCUAGUAAACAUCUCUAUUGAUCGUAGCGUGGCUUCUGGCUUCCCAAGCUUGGUUCUAGGGGCUUCUACCUAACACCCUAAUUUUACCUCUUACACCUUCCUUUCUGCAUUCUUAUUUUUUUACUCUCCACAGCGCUGCUUUGCCUAAUGUAACCUUCGAAAGGUUUAUUAAGAUUAAGAUGAAAUUGAAUGCCAAUUUUUUUGUAAAUCUAAACUGUUAGAUUGAAUGUCCGGUUUAUUAACUGCAGCAAGUUUAUUUAUUAAUAUUUAA